This is a messenger RNA of Tetrahymena thermophila SB210, 1581 nucleotides long. RefSeq names its product Serine/Threonine kinase domain protein. Gene Ontology annotation, cellular component: autophagosome; cytoplasm. The transcript has 4 exons. The record is from RefSeq and is a predicted model, not a curated record. Gene Ontology annotation, biological process: autophagosome organization; peptidyl-serine phosphorylation; autophagy. Lineage: Eukaryota; Ciliophora; Oligohymenophorea; Hymenostomatida; Tetrahymenidae. Gene Ontology annotation, molecular function: protein serine/threonine kinase activity; ATP binding.
AUGUCAGGAAAAGUUAUUGAAGAUUAUACAUUACACGAAGCCUUAGGUUCUGGCUAAUACGGAAAAGUUUAUAAAGCAUUGAAUGUUCGUACCAACUCUUUGGUAGCUAUUAAAGCAGUAAAGGUUGAAAAAUUUAAAGAAGUUCCUAAAUUAGAAGAAUUCACUAUGAAUGAAAUUUAAACAUUAGCUAGAAUUAACAAUCCAUAUAUAGUUAAGUUCAUUGAAAUGCUAAAGACUAAGAAUCACUAUUACUUCGUGUAUGAGUAUUGCAACGGUGGAACUUUAGAAGAUAUAAUAAAUAAUUAAAAAACUCUACCAGAACACGAAGCCUUAAAAAUUUUUAAAUAGCUUGUUGCUGCCUUUACCUCUAUAGUUAAAAAUAAUAUCAUGCAUAGAGAUCUAAAGCCAGCAAAUAUUCUCCUCCAUAACGGUUAAGUCAAACUAGCUGAUUUCGGUUUUUGUAAAGCUUUGUAAUCUCCAUAAGAUCUUUCAUAAACAAUGGUUGGAUCACCAAUCUAUAUGGCUCCUGAGAUUUUAACAGGACAUGAUUACACAAUGAAAGCAGAUAUUUGGUCUUUAGGAUGUGUUCUCUACGAAAUGCUUUAUGGAGAAUGCCCCUAUGAAGAGUCAACAAUCGCUAAGCUCAUAUCCGCCGUAGAAGGAAGAGAUAUUUAAUACCCUUCUAAGUAUAAUGUGAGUUAGAAGACUAUUACUUUGUUAAAGGAUAUUCUUAUUAAAGAUGCUACUAAAAGAAUAGAUUGGGAUGAACUUUUCAAAAGAGAAUUAACUAAAACAGAUUUAUAGGAUAUCUAGGUGUACUAAAUAUUAGAAUAAAAAGAUCCUUCUAACAAAACCUAAAGUUCAGCAGAGUUAGAAAAGCAAAAGGCUUCAAAAUCUUUCAAAUAUAUUUUGAACGAACGUAACAAAAUAUUCUUUUUAUACAAGGUCUUAGAAGAAAUGCUUGAACUCAAUUUUGACUAAGAAACUCCUAUCUAUUGCUUUUUGAUGGUCAAAUAAGUCUAUGCAGAAGCACUUUUUAUAAAGAAAAAUUUAGUUGAUACUUUCAAUAUUCCAGCAUUCUAGCAUUUGAAAAAUAAGUUCGAAUAUUGGAAUAGUAUUCCACAAACAUUUGAAUACAAAAGUUUUUGUAAAUUGAUGGAUAAGGAAGUUGAUAACUCAAAAAAAUUAGCAUUAACAUUUAAAGAAGAAGCUUAUAAAUUUUUCAAAAACUCCAUUUACCAAAAUGACUAUGAAGUUUAAAAAGAAAUAGAUAAUACAUAUGAAGGAAAUAACCACACAUUCAGAAGAUUGAUGCUUAGAUACAUAGAAGAUAUUAAAUCAAAGCAUUUUAACAAAUUUUUAGAUCCUACUUCCGAUGACUCUACUAAGUGGUUGGUCCAUAUUCAUAAGACUUUAGACGCUCUUUUACUUGAUGAAUUUUUUGAAAACUUCAUUUAAAUUGAUAUAACUGACUUUGAAUAGCAACCUUAUUUCAAAACCUUCCAUACUUAUUAAAAGAGUGACCUCUUGACUGUUGUUUCUAAUAAAAUAAAUUACACUCGUAAUAAACUUGGUUUUUGA